AAUAUUUAUACAUAAUAUUGAUGUUAAAAAUGCUUUGUCAACCCACAAUGCGUCCAGCAAGUCCAGCUGAAUCAGAAAUAUCCGUCGGUGGUGCACCAAGUCCACUACCACAACAUCACCAUUUGCAACGUAAUAGUGCUUUAGAUUUACUACAACAUCAACAAUUAUUGAUGCAACAACAUGCAGCAGCAGCUGGCCUCAUAUCGCGCUCAGCCGUCGGAGCUGUCGCAGAAGAAUACUUUCAGCCGCUGAAACGCUUGCGCAUGUCAGCUGAAGCUGCUGAUACUCGUGAUCGUACCCCCAGUCCAGUGCAAAUUUCAGUGGCAACAACUAACGCAACAACGACAACAGCAGCUGCUAAUUGCAAAUCUAAUAUUGAGGGAGUGAAAAGUUUCUCUAUUGCAGAUAUAUUGGGUCAUGAGAAACGCGGUUCUUCAGCUUCACCGCCACCACCACAAACGCGGACGAUGGCAACUACUAGUUUGUUGCAACCUCGUACAGAACCAUUAGAUGUAGUAAGUGCAGCAGCCGCUGCUGGUGUGCCACAUCCUGCCGCAGCUGCUAUGUUAUUACCUACUGCACAGAUUGUGCGACCUUGGGAUCAUUUACUGGGUCCAAUGCCUGUGCGCCCAUUCAUACCACCCGCACUAUUACAUUAUGAGCAACGUUUAGCUUUGGACUAUCAUCGUCAACUGCAAGAACAUUUUAAUGCACAGGCACAAAUAUUACGCCAUAUGGGUAUGGAUAUAAUACCAUCGGAAAGUGGUUCGGAACGCUCUAGUUCAGCAGCUAGUGAUUGUUGUUCCCCCGAAAUUUUACGUUCUUCAGGAGAAUCUGGUGCUCAGACUCGUCAUUCACCACAUACUGGUAACGAACGUGAACGUUCGGGUAAUUCUAAUUCUACGAAUGGUAACUCAGCUUCAGGAAGUGGUAAUAGUUCCAGUAAUACUGGCAAUUUAAGUUCCAGCAACAACAAAACCAAAGCAAAUGGUACACCUCUAGAUGCACUAUUUCAAAUGACAACGAAAGAUUUUGAUGAAUCGCAAGCAAUUAACAAUUUGAGUCUUAGCUUAUAUCUAAAGACACAGAACUAA
Molecule: messenger RNA, 1094 nt
Organism: Teleopsis dalmanni
Lineage: Eukaryota; Metazoa; Arthropoda; Insecta; Diptera; Diopsidae
Exons: 2
Coding region: 21-1094 (357 amino acids)
Source: RefSeq, a predicted model, not a curated record